AUAAAUGGCGAACAGAGGACAAAGACCAACCACCUCAAACCGUCCUCGCCAAAACCACAUCGUAGGAAACGAACAGUGCUCCGACCAAAUCCUCCUCUCCCGUUCCACUUCCCUCGUCGCCGCGGGAGGAGAAAUGGCGGUUAAUCCUUCGACAUUCCAUCCGCUUCGUCUCCAUCGCUCUCUGGCUCCUCGCGCUCCUCCGUCGUUCCGCGAUCGCGCAUCACUCGGGCCGGACCGCCGCCUCGGAGCUGCUCCGAGGAUCGUUCUCUUGCGCUCUCGCAAGCAUUCUUCUCCUUCUUCGGAAGGUUUUGAACCUUCGCUUCGGACGGAUUAUUCUGUUGCUCCGAUUGGAUCGCCUGCUCAUCGUUCUUCGGCUUCGGCCAUUGACUUCCUCACAUUGUGUCACCGGCUCAAGACAACCAAAAGGAAAGGGUGGAUCAAUCAAGGGAUUGACGGUCCUGAGUCGAUUGCUGAUCAUAUGUACCGCAUGGCAUUGAUGGCUUUAAUUGCUGAUGAUCUUCCUGGACUAGAUAGGGAAAGGUGCAUCAAGAUAGCGAUUGUGCAUGAUAUUGCUGAAGCUAUUGUUGGAGACAUAACACCAGCAGAUGGCGUGCCUAAAGAGGAAAAGAGUAGGAGAGAACAGGCAGCUUUAGAUGAAAUGUGUCAAGUUCUUGGUGGAGGGAUGAGGGCUGAAGAGAUCAAGGAACUUUGGGCUGAGUAUGAGAGCAACUCUUCUCUAGAGGCUAAUUUGGUCAAAGAUUUUGACAAAGUCGAGUUGAUUCUGCAAGCCCUGGAAUAUGAGAUGGAACACGAGAUGGUACUGGAUGAGUUUUUCCUUUCAACAGCAGGUAAGUUUCAGACUGAAAUAGGAAAGAGCUGGGCAGCCGAGAUUCUUUCGAGGAGGAAUUCAAGGCUAUCGAAUGGGCUGAACUAAACGCUUCAUUGAUGAAUUCCGUUCUUUCACAUCAAGCUGGGGCUAACUUUCUGGAUUAAGAUUUCUUAUGGACUUCAUCUCGAGUAGUUACGUCCCUUCUUGCUACUCCCACAGCAUUGGGAGUAUAAACUGAUAGCUUUUCUCCUAGAAGCAAAGUCCUGAAUUUGAUCCACUAACACCAAAGAGCAAGAAUGUUAACUCAGAAAUUCUCCAUGACAGCUACAGGUAUGGAAUUCCUUUAAUGGUUGCAUGAACUGUAGAAUGACAAAAUAUAUAUUUUUUUCCUCACAAUUAGUUUGUGUGAGAGUAUGGAUAUAGCAAAUGAAAAUAGAAUAGAGAGAUAUGAAGGAUCGUUUGAUGUUGAGCUUUUCAUCCGGAUAAGCAGCCUUAUGAAUUUUUCUGACUAGGUGCUCAAACUGCCUUGGCAAUGGAAAAUAUGACUCAAUCAAUAGUAUUCUUUUUGUUGGAUC
Messenger RNA from Rhodamnia argentea, 1404 nucleotides. RefSeq names its product 5'-deoxynucleotidase HDDC2. Gene Ontology annotation, molecular function: 5'-deoxynucleotidase activity. NCBI's taxonomy places the organism in Eukaryota, Viridiplantae, Streptophyta, Magnoliopsida, Myrtales, Myrtaceae. The transcript is spliced from 8 exons. The coding region runs from base 5 to 934 and encodes 309 amino acids. The record is from RefSeq and is a predicted model, not a curated record. Gene Ontology annotation, cellular component: cytoplasm.